Suillus discolor is the source of this 2442-nucleotide messenger RNA. RefSeq lists its product as uncharacterized. The coding region runs from base 1 to 2442 and encodes 813 amino acids. The transcript is spliced from 13 exons. NCBI's taxonomy places the organism in Eukaryota, Fungi, Basidiomycota, Agaricomycetes, Boletales, Suillaceae. The record is from RefSeq and is a predicted model, not a curated record.
AUGUUUUGCCACCAAUGCAUGCUUGACACUCAUGUUUAUCACCCUUUGCAUAGGAUCGAAAUGUGGAAUGGGACCUUUUUCCAACACACUACACUCAAAAAGCUUGGACUUCGCAUACAACUCAGUCAUACCCAAGGAGAAAGGUGUUAUAACCCCCAUCCCUCUGCUGGUGAUGACUUCAUCGUCAUCAGUGUUCACGGUGUUCAUGAGGUUGCAUUGGAAUUUUGUGGCUGCACUUCAGCCCAGUGGUACCCAGCAACCAUCUCAGAGCCUCACACAGCAGCAACCUUCAGGGUUCUGCAACAUUUCCACCUUUUGUCCUUUGAGAGUAAGGUGUCUACAUACGAAUUCUAUCACUCACUUACAAAGUAUUCCGACAAUACAAGCUUAUCAGCCAUAAAGGACCGCUACUCCACCUUUAUGCGCAUGGUGCAUGAAUGGCAGAACCUCAAACAACUUCGCCGUGUGGGAAGGGGUCAUGACCCCGCUGGUGUGAGUGCUACAGCCGAAGGAGAACUCACCAUACUAUGCCCCGCAUGCCCACAGCCAGGAAAAAACCUACCGCCUAACUGGGAGAAAGAACCACUUUUCAUUAGGUGGAAAUAUGCAUUAUUUGUGGCUAUCGAUGCCAAUUUUAGACUCAAGCGCAAGGCAGUGUCCUCCAAUAUUGCCAACCCUAGCCUUAACACUGGAGGGGCAUAUUUUGUAGAAGAGAGAGCCUACAAGUCAUACCUCGCGGAUCAUUCGGGAGACAAACAAGAGCGCAGCAUGUGUGUUAGCCACAACGUGGUCAACAUGGCGGAUACCAAGUCCUCUCAUGGGCUUGCAGCCACUGGCGUCGGGACCAUUGACUAUGCAAGGCAUGAAAUGAAGCUUGCAAACAGCAUUGGAGACCUUCAAAGAGAGGAAUGGUACAUUAAUAUGGACUAUAUCAUGUUUUCUGCACUGCUCACAUUCACUGCAUCCAUAGUUAACAUAUCUUACGACAUCGCCUGCCAGUGGCACAAGAAACUCUGGACUCGGAUGGAAACAAUCCCAAAACGGCUGCAUCCCCCCUGUGACUCCAUCAUUAUUCGAUACUUUGUUCCAAAGUUCCACAUCCAAGCACAUGUUAACAAAUGCUGCACGAACUUUUCUUUCAACUGCACAAGAGAGAUGGGUCCAGGAACCCGUCGAGAUACUCUUGAUGAUCAUUUUGGCGACUGGAAUUGGAAAAAAAUCACGGCAUUAGGUGAGCGGUUCUCUUCUGUCAAAUGGACCAAGGAGCAUUCUGAAGCACUCACAGAAGCAUGGGAGGCAGACAAUUCUUCUCCCAAUCCCUUUGAAAGCCAGUUCACUCAUAAGUUGCACUGCACUUCCUUCCUUUUGGUAACACAGGCAGCCAUGUGUCUGCACUUCACUGAGCUCAAUGCCCAAGAACUUCAAACUGGAGUCCAUCUCUCGCUUCAUGCUGACAUUUUACUGAGUGGGUUGAUAACUUCAGGCAUGGAUCUCGAAGACCAGCAAGCAUGCCUGAAAUCAGAACUCGCCAAUGUCUCUCUCCAUGCCACUGACAAGCAGAAGGCAACAACGCAGACUCAGAUCACCUCUCUCCAGCGACGUCUUGACGCCUGGGCUCACAUUCAAGAGCUGUACAUGCCAGUUGUUUCUCAACUUCGUCAUCGAUCAUCUGAAGCCAGCAGGACCAUGCAUGAGCUGAAGCCCGAAGAUUUCAACCUCUGGUUCCCUUCUCAGCUCCCGAUCCACGUGCCCUGUGACAAGAAGCUUGUUGAGUACGAAUGGGAAUUACACUAUGCACAAGCCCUCGACGCCCUCAAUGAACUUCACUCACACCUUCGACUUCGCUCGCAUAUGUAUAUGUACAAGGAUAAAAACAUCCAUGGUCAAGUGGCUAACACCCAUGCAAACCAAAUAAUCGAGGCUGUGGAAUCAAGGAAAUGUGCAUGCAACACACUGUUAUCUCUCAGCUGCCACCUUCAGAAGUCUAAUUGGGAGGCUGUCAUGCGUCCGCUUCUAGAUUCCGAUGUCAAACCCAUGGGUGAUAUGGAGCAACAAGGGACAGGAAGAAUCUAUUGGAUUUGGUUAGACUCCCAUGCUGACAACAGCUGCAUGGAGGACAAACACGUGCAAGACUGUGUUUGUUUGGAAUGGUGUAAGGCUCACGCAUGUGCACACCGUUGGUCAGAAGAGGUAGAGCUGUUGUUAGAAGAGAUGAGACGGGUCCUGGCAUUUCUGACAUGGCAGGCAGAGUGGUGGAAGGAGCGAAGCUCUCUCCGAAUGCUCGACUCACCAUCCACACAAGAAGGGCUCAUGGCAUAUGCAUGUUGCCAGUCAGCACUGCGCUUGUCACUGGUGAGCUCAUUUCAGGAGCUGUGGAGCGGGAGAGCGAGGCAGCAGGCCCAGCUCCUACUAUUGAUGCUCCUCCACAUGUUGUAUAAUUAG